Exophiala spinifera is the source of this 1644-nucleotide messenger RNA. RefSeq lists its product as uncharacterized. The transcript has 6 exons. The coding region runs from base 1 to 1644 and encodes 547 amino acids. NCBI's taxonomy places the organism in Eukaryota, Fungi, Ascomycota, Eurotiomycetes, Chaetothyriales, Herpotrichiellaceae. Gene Ontology annotation, molecular function: protein binding. The record is from RefSeq and is a predicted model, not a curated record.
AUGGUAGACGCGCCGGAGGACGGAGAGAGUGGCGCUCAGCCUAUCAUCCCUGGCCUCAGUGAAAAGGACAGCCUCAAAGCAGCUAUACUCAUUCAGAAAUCCUAUAGAGGUCAUCGAGCCCGGCGGCAGCUGAAAGGCUUUGGUCUCGAUGCAACCACACGGUGGUAUGAGGCAGUGAAAGUUGCAAAAUACCAGCAAUUAACGAUACCGAGAGAUUCCGCACAACCCUACAACGUCUCUGGAAUCCACGGGAAAACGUCAGAAGAAGGAGAGGCGCCCCUAUCACCUACCAGAAAGAAAUGGUUCAAGGCCACAGAGAUCGCCCGGAGAGCCGCGGCGGACGACCAAUCGCCUUCGGUGUCAGAUCUCUCUUCGGACGAAAGCGACGGGGCUGAAGAGGCAAAGAGAAAGAGACAGGAAUCUAACGAGUUGCGGAAGAAGACUGCAAAGAUGAUGGAUCUACAAUAUUUUCUCGAGAUGGUGGACCAGAAACACCGAUACGGGAGCAACUUGCGCAAAUACCACAAUUACUGGAAGGCACAAGAUACGACUCAGAAUUUCUUCUACUGGCUCGACCAGGGCGAUGGGAGAAACGUCAGCCUGCCAGAAUGCAGCAGGGAGCGGCUCGACAAGGAGCAAGUCCGAUAUCUUUCGCGUGAAGAACGUCUCAAUUAUCUUGUCAAGGUCAACAGCGAGGGUCUCCUUGUUUGGGCAAAAAAUGGCGAGUUGGUAUGGACCAAGGACGAGCUGUAUAAAGACAGCAUCAAUGGAAUAGUGCCUGUAAAUGACAGCGCUCCUAAAUGGCAGCACAAUGUGCCACCAACGAAUUCAGAAGGACCCUAUAGCAGUUCCUCUGAUGACUCUUCCGAUGAGUCGUCGGAGGAUGGCGAUGGACAUACUGCAGGCGACGAGGGCGAGAGAUACGUCAACGAAGGGUUUCAUCGAGCAAAGGGACCGGCAAAGCUCAAGCAUGUUUCUGCGGCGGUGCUUUUCAACCAUAUGAUCAGGACCAGCUUGAAGAAGGGCCACAAAUGGAUCUUUGUAAACACCUCCCUUCGCUUGUACAUUGGCUAUAAGCAAUCAGGCGCUUUCCAACAUUCCUCCUUUCUCCAUGGCGCCCGUAUCCUAGCAGCUGGUCUUAUAAAGAUCAAGAGAGGACAAUUACGGAGACUAUCUCCGUUGAGCGGUCACUAUCGGCCCCCAGCCAACAAUUUUCGUACCUUUGUGCAUAGCUUGCGUGACAUGGGAGUUGACAUGUCCCAUGUCUCUAUCUCCAGAAGUUACGCCAUCUUGAUUGGAUUAGAAAGUUAUACGAAAACCAGGAAAAAGAUCAAGCUGGCAGAAAGAAAGGUCGUGCACGAAAAAGACAAGCUGAUCAACCCGGCGAAAGUUAAGGCGGAAGAAGAAGCUCAGCAAGAUAAAUCAAUGAGUGCCGAGAUGGAGAGGCUGCAUCUUCUAGAACAGCAACGAGAGGCCGCAGAAGCGAGAGCGAACGAGCGAAAGGCUGACCGAAGCAUCAGUGGGAGACUGUCGCGUGCAAUGUCAAGGCUCAAACCCUACAAGGAGAGUGAGGAGAGAAGUCCUAGGAGAUUGCCGGGAACCGGCCCUGAGGAUGGCAUCCCUGCCCCGGAAGGACAAAGGUGA